Chara braunii is the source of this 2167-nucleotide messenger RNA. Lineage: Eukaryota; Viridiplantae; Streptophyta; Charophyceae; Charales; Characeae. The record is from the annotation of a GenBank genome assembly.
AGUGUCUCUCCUUACGGAUCUCCAGUACUAUUCGUACCUAAGAAGAAGGAGGGCACUCUCAGGAUGUGCAUUGAUUAUAGGGGUCUCAAUGCCAUCACUGUAAAGAACAGAGAGCCCCUACCGCGCAUCGACGAUCUGUUAGAUAGAGUGCAAGGGUGUCGGUACUUCAGUAAGAUAGAUCUGAAGUCCGGGUACCAUCAGAUUGCAAUCCGGCCCGAGGAUCAACACAAAACCGCAUUUCAGACCAGGUAUGACCUGUACGAUUUUGUGGUGAUGCCUUUUGGCCUGUGCAAUGCUCCUGGCACCUUUCAACACGCUAUGAAUCGAAUAUUCCAUGACUACUUGGAUAAGUUUGUCAUCGUGUACCUCGAUGACAUACUUAUUUUUAGUAAGACUGUCGAGGAGCACGUUGCACACUUGGACAAAGUCCUUAGUCUCCUGCGACAACACAAGUUCAAGAUCAACGGUGAGAAGUGCGAGUUUGGGCGCACCCGUGUCUUGUACUUGGGUCAUGAGAUCUCCGCGGAAGGGUUGAAGCCCGAUGACGCGAAGGUGGCCAACAUUCGCGAUUGGCCACGACCUCAGUCAGUGACUGAGAUGAGAUCUUUCUUAGGAAUGACAAGCUACUACCGGAUUUUUGUAAAGAACUAUAGCGUAGUGGCCGCUCCUUUGACUGAUCUGACCCGCCUUGAUACCCCGUGGGAGCGGACAGAGGAGUGCGAGGCUGCUUUCAGACAUCUGAAGCAUGCACUAACGCAUUAUGAAGUCUUGAAACUUCCCGAUCCUGAUAAGCCGUUUAUAGUAACUACGGAUGCUAGCCAAUAUGGCAUUGGCGCCGUGCUUGCGCAGCAGGAGGGGCCAAAGUUGAGGCCUGUUGAGUACAUGUCCGAGAAAAUGCCGUCUCAGAAGUUGGCUAAGUCCACCUAUGAGAAAGAACUCUAUGCGGUGUUCAAGGCGCUGACCCAUUGGAGACACUAUCUCCUUGGGAGGUUCUUCAUCCUCAGGACUGAUCAUCAGACCUUGAGAUGGAUGAGAACCCAACCUGUACUCUUUGACGCAUUGAAGCGUUGGAUAGAAGUCAUUGAGCAGUAUGACUUUGACCCUCAGUACAUUAAGGGUGAGUACAACAAGGUUGCUGAUGCCUUGUCGCGUAGACCUGACUUCUCAGGUGCGCUGAUUACUGAGUACGAUCUUACGGAUGAUGUCACUCGAUUCUUGGUGGAAGCCUAUCGAGAGGACCAGUUUAUGGCUGAGAUCAUACGCAGACUCGAGGCGAAGGAUAAACAAACUUCAGCCGAGUUUGAGUUGGUCAAUGGCUUGCUGUUUCUCGAGAAGGAAGGGAAUAAACGUUUGUGUGUCCCUGAUAAAGAGUCUUUGCGUAGUUUGUUUUUAGGCGAGUGUCACGACGCCACUGGCCAUUUUGGGUACAAGAAGACCGCAGCCAAUUUGCUGCAAAGGUUCUGGUGGCCCACGGUGUUAAAAGAUGCUAAGCUGUACGUGGAAACUUGUCAAACACUGGAUACGGUGACUGUAACAAGCAGAGCAAGUGCGAUGCCGAGGAAGACAUCUACAAAUUUGGCGCCGAGUCAGCAACAGCAUCCAUGCAGCAGCACAAAGGCACCUAGGAAAUCGCAGCCGCAAGGUGGCCGUUACAUUUGCGAGUCCCAUAGGUCGAAACUUACCGCCGUCAGUUCGAGAGUAAGCCCUCAUGCCAGAAGUGACUCUGUCAGGAAUGACCUAAGCAAGGGCAGCACUGAUCCACCAGUGAUUUCCAUCGAUGAUGACAGCUUGAAGAGACCGGUACUCGUGGAGCUUGAGCGAGUUAACCGACAUGCAGACAGCAAUAACAUCCAAGCGUCCACCGUAAAGGAGGAAACUGGGGACUCGAAGACCAGCCACGCAAAAAAGACGAAGGGGAGAACAAAUUGUCAAGGGAGACCAGAUGCGGUAAGAGGAGGAAUUAGAGUAGGAGGGAAGAAGAAGAAGAAGAAGAAGAAGAAGAAGAAGAAGAAGAAGAAGAAGAAGAAGAAGAAGAAGAAGACAAUGAAGAAGAAGAAGAAGAAGAAGAAGACAAUGAAGAAGAAGAAGAAGAAGAAGAAGAAGAAGAAGAAGGAGAAGAAGAAGAAGUACAAGUAGAAGAAGAACAGAAUGAACAAGAACAAGAACA